Pseudocercospora fijiensis CIRAD86 is the source of this 1441-nucleotide messenger RNA. RefSeq lists its product as uncharacterized. The record is from RefSeq and is a predicted model, not a curated record. Lineage: Eukaryota; Fungi; Ascomycota; Dothideomycetes; Mycosphaerellales; Mycosphaerellaceae. The transcript has a single exon. Bases 55 to 1275 code for a protein of 406 amino acids.
AGUUCAAGAGACUUUCUGGAUUCUCGCAGCCCCACCUUGACGAACAAGUCAUCGAUGCCUUUCUGGUCUCCGGCAAUGACAGAGGUCGACUCUCCUUCUAGCGCAACCAGUGUGGUAUCCUCACAGACCCAGGCUGCACACGACACAUUCAUAUCAAAGCUGCAAACAUCGAUCCCGUUUACUCCUGACCAGCAGGCGAUUGAGAGACUACGACAGCGAGUAACGAGCCUUCUUUUGAGUGAUUUGACAUCAGUGCUCUUCAAGGAGGGUAGCGAGACUGACAACGCAUUCUGGUCUGGGCUGGGCAAGGAGCUGACCGAACGCCACUUCCAUACUUUGCAUCCUUUGCACUCAAGCAUCGGAUCACAGACACCUACAGCAGACUCAGUGUCUAAUUUGAAGCCGCCCUUUGUUCGCUUUGGCUUCGAGACUGCUUUCGAGAUCCUGCUGCAGAAGUUCUCAAUCACCUCGAACCCGGCAGCAAAGCUGGGGCAUAUUUACGACAUCGAUAAGCUGCUUCUGCCAUACAUGAUGGAACAAGGUACACGUGGGUCUCCGUCAGCCUCUUUUAUGCGCCACGCUUCUGGAGAUGCGCAGCUUGAGAACGACGCCAGUGUGCUAUCCACAAAUGAGACCAGCGUGACCGGCUUCCGCAGCGUCUUCUCCAAGAGCUCACUACGGCCUUCAACAAUCUUCAGAGACCUGCAAUACAUAGCUGCUCUGCUACCAUCAGCAACAUUACAAGGAACGUCACAAGGCAAAGCCUUCACGAACGCUGCGGUAGCCAUCACCAGCCUCAAAAACGAAGUCCGCGGCAUCAUGGUCGAAACGGCGGACAGCAUCAUCAACUACCACUCCAACAACCGCGGCCACGGUCGAUCGUCAUCAACCGCCCAACAACAACGCGACUCCGCCACAUUCUCAGCACCAAGUCGCACCCCAUCAGCCGAAGACAUCGCCCGCUACAGCAUGGCUGACGCCGCCUACCUCUACCAAAUCGCAGCCAAAGAAGGCGACAUCGUGGCCCAACGCGAAUUAGCUACUUUAUACCUCACACACCCCGAACUCAUGGAACACGUCAUAUCCCCCUUCUCUCGACCUCGUGAUGUUUUCAAGGAGGAGUUGGAAGGCAAAUGGAGGAAGAACCAGGAUCCCAAUCGUUGCGAUCCCGUGACUAUGUGUGUUGCGCAUCAUUGGAUGAGUCUCAGUGCUAAGGGUGGGGAUUCUUUGGCUAAGGAGUAUUUGAGGCAACGCGAGGAGAUGGAUAGUUUUUGAUGAGGAGAGGAGAGGAUUUGUUGCGUACAGCAGGGCGCUGUGGGGGAUGUUUUUUUUCGGUAUGACUCGGAAUUUGAGUGCGACAUGUACUUUAUAGGUAGAUGAUGGCCGCUUUUUUUAUACCAUACCAUACCAUACGAUAUGAUGUGAUAGCAGAAUUCGAUAU